GGGCUUAGGUGAUUGCUAGCCAGCUCCCUGGCCUGCAUACGAGAGAACUCUGCGUGUGUGCGUGCGUGCGUGCGCGCGCGCGCGCGUGUGUGUGUGUGUGCGUGUGUGUGCGCGCGCGUGCGUGCGCGUGUGUGCGUGUGUGCGUGUGUGUGUGUGUGUGUGUGUGUGUGUAGGUGGGCUGGGUGCGGUGAGGAGGGGCCCGGAAAGCUUGUAUGACCAAUGGCGGCGUCGAAGAGUAGGGCAUCAGACGGGGAUCCACCAGACGGACGGUCGCACGUGGAAGGAGGAGCAAGGAAGCGGAUAAAGUACACGGACGAGAUGAAGUUGAUUUUGGAAGAGUCGUUUCAGAAGAGUAUGUUCCCCCCUCGUGAGACACGAAUGGCGCUUGCAGAAGCAACAGGUAUAAGCUUGGAGCAAGUGACGGUGUGGUUCCAGAACCGGAGGUCAGGGAGGAACGCAGCAGGCGUGAUUGCAGCUAGUCUGGGCGCUGCGGCGGCAAAGAACAAGGACUACGACAUGAUUGGUGGCAGCGGUGCAGGAGGGUUGAGAGACAACAAGGAGGGGUCGAGCAGCAGAGAGGACUUGGUUGGUGGGAGACCUGACGUGAAAGCGGAGCUCUUGUCCGCGGAGCAAUUGAGGGAGAGGAAUGGGUCCCCAUCAAGCGGAGGAGGGGGGUCAUACGUUUGUGGUACGUACGGAAAAGGUUCGGCCAAAGGAGGAGGAGGAGGAGGAGGAGGAGGAGGAGGAUCUUCGACGAGCAGAGUGGGUGGAGGAGAGUUACCAGGAGGGGGGGGGCCCGGAGAGCUCUCCCGAGUUGGCGGCAAGAUUGUCGUUGGCGGGUAUCAUGAUCAGCAGGGCCACAGCCACCAUCCACACGCCGCGCCUCACAUUCCCAUAGUCUCUGUAUCGCACUUGCAUUAUCAUAAUAACUCGCAGUCAAGGGGUGGUGGCGGCGGGUCGGUGCCUGCGGUGGAAGAUACGCCGCCUCCACACUCCUCUCGCCUUCUUCCCCCCGUCCCAAGCCCGCCAGAAACGGCUGGCGGUGGGGUUGUGCCUGGGAUACCGGGGAAACCGGCGCGCAGUUCUUCACCGUUCGGCGGAGGCGGUAGCGUUAGUACUAACCGGGUGCUCGCGCCGGGUGCCUCCGCCUCUCUUCCGGGAACUGGCGGCGGUCUCCUUUUGAGCGCGAAGAUGGAGCCCGAGGGUUCGUCGAUCUUGGGCGGCGCGGGUUUUGAUCCCGUCGCCACGUUCGCUUCGCGCGUGUAUCCGACUCCCACGGGGAGUGGAGCGGGGGCAGCAUGUCUAUCCGCCGCCGCCGCAGCUAGGGAGGGGAGCCCGGGGCCGGGGUCGACAGCGGUAGCGUUGGCCGGAGGCUACCAGACGGUGAUGAUGCGGGGGCGCCUCGGAACGCCAGAGGCACGGCAGCAACAGCCAUUGGGCGCGAGCACGGGGAGCAACAGCGGAGUAGGAGGCAGCAACAGCAAGAUCGAAAUGGACGCCUCUGGCGGCGCGGUCGUCGGGUCUGGCACGCACCUAGUAUACUCGAAGUUGCCUCUAGGCAUCGGGAUCUCGUCUGCGAUACGUAAGGACAAUGGGGAUGAUGAGGAGAAUGCGGAGGAGCGGGAAAAGAAAUGCUACGAUGGUGAUGAUGAAGAAGAAAAUGCGGACGAGAGUUAGGGCCUCGUUCCACCAAUGACCAAAUGUGCAACUAAAAAAUGACUCUCCCGCCCGGUAGAACAUGGGAAGGUACACACACACCGCCAUGACUUUUGUCUUUGCCCGAAUGUAGGGAGUGGAGUGAGCAGGAUAACGAUAACGAUAAAGCGUUGUGCGUGAU
This is a messenger RNA of Chara braunii, 1837 nucleotides long. Lineage: Eukaryota; Viridiplantae; Streptophyta; Charophyceae; Charales; Characeae. The record is from the annotation of a GenBank genome assembly.